AUGAUUAGGAUGCACCGGCACCGAGCAAAGGCUUGCCUGGCAGCGCAGCAACAAACGUGCAAACAAGCACGAAGCAAUUCUUGUCAAAGCUCAUGCGGAGGAUCAUUGCAGAUCGAUACGCACAAACUUGCGACGGCAAUGCGGUGGGAAAAGAAGCCUAUCGCCCUCUUUCCUCCAAAGAUGCUAAAGAACAGUUUCCAACGACCCAGAACUCAAACGAUUAGGCGGCAAAAGUGGAGUAUCCGAUCCAGGUGCUGGCUUUUCCAUACAGAAGGUCUUUGUGCUGUUUCUUUUGCCGUUGAAGCGUUUGCUCUUGGAAUCAUGUCGCCACAUCUGCUGAUUGUCAAAUGCCCUUUAUAUGGAUUGGUCUUUAGUGGUAAUAGUUUCCUUGGACGUUUUGAUCAGACAGGACAGAUGCUUCACCAACCGUAUCCAGUCACUAUCGCCGCGACAACGUUGGUCGGUCAGUUCGUGAGCCUUGGGAGAAAAUUCCGGAACCAUUCUUUUCACAAAACCCAAACAGGUCCUCGAAACCUUGAACACUCUCUCUUCUCACACGCUUUGCCCAUCUUUUCACUGUCUUCAGCAUUACUUUGCAUCACAUUUCGCCGACCUCGCAAGGGUAUUUUACAAUUCAUCGUUAUUAGCUCCACUACAGCUGGUAUCACAGCCAGUCUGUUGGUGCGAGAUCAUCCUUCUUCACGGACUCACCUUCCUCAGAAAGUUCAAAUUGACACAAUUCACGACCAGAGGGACGACUAA
Cladophialophora immunda is the source of this 762-nucleotide messenger RNA. RefSeq lists its product as uncharacterized. The transcript has a single exon. NCBI's taxonomy places the organism in Eukaryota, Fungi, Ascomycota, Eurotiomycetes, Chaetothyriales, Herpotrichiellaceae. The record is from RefSeq and is a predicted model, not a curated record. The coding region runs from base 1 to 762 and encodes 253 amino acids.